CCCACCCAGGGCUCACGCGCUCCCGGGUCGCCCGUCCGCCCGAGAUGCCUGCCCCCAGCCUGGCGAUGGUCAGCGGCCAGGCGCUCCCGGCCUUCCUGCUGUGCAGCGCGCUGUUGGUCAUCAAGAUGUACGUGAUCGCCAUCAUCACCGGCCAAGUGAGGCUGCGAAAGAAGGCUUUUGCUAACCCGGAGGAUGCCCUGAGACACGGAGGCCUCCAGUAUUGCCGGAGUGACCCAGACGUGGAACGCUGCCUCAGGGCCCACCGGAAUGACAUGGAGACCAUCUACCCAUUCCUGUUCCUGGGCUUCGUCUACUCCCUCCUGGGGCCAAACCCCUUCACCGCUCAGAUGCAUUUCCUCCUCGUCUUCGUGGGCCGCCUGGUGCACACAGUGGCUUACCUGGGGAAGCUGCGGGCACCCACCCGCUCCUUGGCCUACACCCUGGCCCAGCUCCCCUGCAUUUCCAUGGCCCUGCAGAUCCUCUGGGAAGCAGCCCGCCACCUGUGACCAGCAACAUGCGUCUCUUCAGACCCCAGACCGCCAGCCAAGAGCCACGCUGGCUGUACCUGGGGUGGGGGUGGGAGGAUCUUGACAUCCCUUCAAGAUUCCGGCUUCCUGGCAGCCUACUGAACACGUGGGUCCCUGGGCUCAGCAGGCCCGAGCAUGUGCAUGCAUGAGGCGUGAGCAUGUGUGCAUACAGGAGCACGUAGCAUCCUCUACAAAGGGCUCACCACGAUGGAGAGACAAUCCGUCAACUCAAAUAACAGAGUCUUAGAAGCAUGCCUGUUCCCGCCCUCAGAAGCAGGAGAGCGCGGGCAGAUCCAAGCCCCAUCGCCCCAACCCGAUCACCACUAGAAUCCAGGACGAAGUACAGUACGGAGUUGGCACCAACCCACCGCCCUGGGUGGGACCCCAUGCCUUUCUUUGCAGUUGGAGCCGUUGACUGUUCCCAUCGCUCCAACUCUCUGUGCUCGGGCCUCCUCGCCUGCACAGCUGGGUCUCCUCCCAGCUGUCAUUGCUGAACUAGGGACUUUGAACGGAUCCGCCACUAUGAGCAACUUUCUGGCCCCUUCAGCCUCUGCAAGGCUUUGCACACUGCACAUAUCCUCUCCCUGGGGAAGGGCGUGUCUCCUGGACUCUCCCUCCAAGACAGGUGUGGUUUUAAUAAUUAAAUGGACAGGCUCAGCCACCA
This is a messenger RNA of Echinops telfairi (small Madagascar hedgehog), 1191 nucleotides long. It is a transcript of the gene PTGES, whose product is annotated as prostaglandin E synthase. The transcript has 3 exons. The record is from RefSeq and is a predicted model, not a curated record. The coding region runs from base 45 to 506 and encodes 153 amino acids. Gene Ontology annotation, biological process: prostaglandin biosynthetic process. Gene Ontology annotation, molecular function: prostaglandin-E synthase activity. NCBI's taxonomy places the organism in Eukaryota, Metazoa, Chordata, Mammalia, Afrosoricida, Tenrecidae. Gene Ontology annotation, cellular component: membrane.